Messenger RNA from Cylas formicarius (sweet potato weevil), 4041 nucleotides. It is a transcript of the gene GABA-B-R1, whose product is annotated as gamma-aminobutyric acid type B receptor subunit 1. Gene Ontology annotation, molecular function: G protein-coupled GABA receptor activity. Gene Ontology annotation, biological process: G protein-coupled receptor signaling pathway; gamma-aminobutyric acid signaling pathway. NCBI's taxonomy places the organism in Eukaryota, Metazoa, Arthropoda, Insecta, Coleoptera, Brentidae. The transcript is spliced from 16 exons. The record is from RefSeq and is a predicted model, not a curated record. Gene Ontology annotation, cellular component: G protein-coupled receptor heterodimeric complex; membrane. The coding region runs from base 301 to 2949 and encodes 882 amino acids.
CGUCACCGUCGCUGAAAUCUUGCUGUGUGCCAAGCCAGUCGCUUGCAACCUUCGACCGGGAGAACUCGUCACCGUUACCCGCACAGACCUGGACCGCACUGUCUCAAAUAGACGAGCCUCGAAACAACCUUUCUGAUCGAUAUUUUAACAUAAACUUGAACCGAAUUUCCAUGCUACGUGCUCUCGACUCGGGGACUUUGUUAAAGUCGGUUCGCGCUCUUUUGUAAUGGACUUGGACGUUUCGCGGUGGGGUGCGUGUCUUCGGAGUAGGUUUUCUUGACACAUUUGCGCAAAAAUGACAUGAACCGGGAGACAGCGUGCCGCCCGGCUAUCGCAGCAUCGCGGAAAAAUGAAGGGAUAAUGUACCAUAUACAACAAUGGGCGGCUUGUGCGCUACUAAUCACAAUAACGGGGGCGACUGUCGCUGUGGCAGGAGGAGAAAAAUGGACCGACGGCGAAGGAAAUGUUUUGCACAUUGGAGGAAUUUUUCCAAUAGCCGGGGAAGGCGGCUGGCAGGGGGGUCAGGCUUGUAUGCCAGCUGCAAACCUAGCAUUGGAAGACGUGAACGCAAGACGUGACCUCUUACCUGGUUACGUACUUAAAUUGCAUAGCAACGAUAGUGAAUGCGAACCAGGGUUGGGAGCCAAUGUAAUGUACAACCUACUCUAUAACGAACCGACGAAGUUGAUGCUAUUGGCCGGAUGUAGCACUGUUUGUACCACCGUUGCUGAGGCUGCCAAAAUGUGGAAUCUAGUUGUGUUAUGUUACGGGGCAAGUUCGCCAGCUCUAUCGGACAGAAACCGUUUUCCAACGUUAUUCCGAACGCAUCCAUCGGCCACUGUCCACAAUCCGACGCGAAUUAAACUGAUGAAGAAGUUCGGUUGGUCUCGGGUAGCCAUCUUGCAACAAGCCGAGGAGGUUUUUAUUUCGACCGUCGAAGAUCUCGAAUCUAGAUGUUCACAAGCCGGAAUUGAGAUAGUGACAAGGCAAUCGUUCUUGUCGGACCCAAGCGACGCUGUCCGAAAUUUACGACGGCAAGACGCUCGAGUCAUCGUGGGACUCUUUUACGUUGUGGCGGCUAGACGAGUGCUCUGCGAGCUAUACAAACAAAAUCUGUAUGGAAAGUCCUAUACUUGGUUUUUUAUCGGUUGGUAUGAGGACAACUGGUUCGAAGUGAACCUGGAGAAAGAAAAUGUGGAGUGUUCGAUUGAGGAGAUGAGAAUUGCAGCAGAAGGGCACCUAACUACAGAAGCUCUGAUGUGGAAUCAGAAUUUAAACGAGCGCACCAUUUCCGGAAUGACUUCCGAGGAUUUCCGACACAGAUUGAAUGACGUCCUACGAAGAGAAGGAUACGAUAUCGAUAACCAGAGGUAUCCCGAAGGAUACCAGGAAGCGCCGUUGGCGUACGAUGCCGUCUGGUCCGUAGCAUUGGCUUUUAAUAAAACAAUGGACCGCCUUCAUAAGUACGGAAAAAGUUUAAAAGACUUCAACUACAAUAAUAAAGAAAUAGCCGACGAUAUAUAUUCUGCUAUUAACUCUACUCAGUUUUUAGGUGUAUCGGGUAUCGUCGCUUUUAGUUCUCAGGGCGAUCGUAUAGCCCUCACGCAAAUAGAGCAGGUCAUCAACGGCAACUAUGUUGUACUGGGAUAUUACGACACACAGGCUGACAAUCUCACUUGGUUUGACAGGGAGGUCUGGCGCGGUGGGAAAGUACCUCAAGAUCGAACCAUCAUCAGAAGAGCAUUGCGGACUGUUUCGUUGUCCCUUUUCAUUUGUAUGUGCAUUGUGUCGAGUCUAGGGAUAAUUUUAGCUAGUGGUUUAAUUGUUUUCAAUAUAGUGAACAAACACAGAAGGGUAAUUCAGUCAUCACAUCCGGUAUGCAACACCAUAAUGUUAUUCGGAAUAGUGGUAUGUUUGGCGGCAGUUUUUCUGCUCGGUCUGGAUGGCAGGUUCGUGGUGCCCGAAACUUACCCCUUCAUCUGCCAAGCCAGAGCCUGGUUGUUGACUAUAGGAUUCACGUUGUCAUUCGGGGCUAUGUUCAGUAAAGUGUGGAGGGUGCAUCGGUUAAGCACGAAAGCGAAAACGGAUCCCAAGGCAAAAUCGAAAAAGGUCCAGCCUUGGAAACUGUAUUCGAUGGUGUCCGGCCUAUUGGUGAUCGAUUUGGUGAUUAUGAUCAGUUGGCAGAUACUCGAUCCGUUACAGAGACGAAUAGAGUUAUUUCCUUUGGAAGAACCCGAAGAGGAGUCGGACGAUUCAAAGAUAAGACCAGAACUCGAGCACUGCGAGAGCCAUCACAACAACGUGUGGCUCUCUCUGAUGUGCGCCUAUAAAGGUCUAAUUCUACUCUUCGGAUUAUUCCUGGCAUACGAAACGAGAUCGCUGAAGGUGAAACAAAUAAACGACUCCCAGUACGUCGCGUUGACCAUCUACAACGUAGUACUAUUGUGCCUAAUCACCGCGCCGGUCACGAUGGUGAUCUCUAGCCAGCAAGACGCCAGUUUUGCCUUCGUAUCUUUAGCUAUCACUUUUUGCUGUUUUCUUUGCAUGGCUCUCAUAUUUCUGCCUAAGGUGAUCGCUGUAAUUAGUAGAUCGAGCGAUAAGGCUGAAAGCAAAUAUAAUCCGGAUGAGAGGCCAUCCAAAGAGGACGAAGAAAAAUAUCAAAAACUAGUGAGCGAUAACGAGGAGUUACAACGACUUAUAGCCCAGAAAGAAGAGAAAAUAAAACUAAUGAGGGAAAGGUUGGUAGAAAGAGAGAAGGAAAGCUGCGGUGCUAAGGCGAUAACACAUCACACGUCAUUGCUGAUGCAGGGUAAGGAAACGCUGAUAGUGGCGGAUUUUAUUACUGACGCAGGUACUUCGGAUUCCGCCUUCGGCGGUGGAGUUUCGGUGUACACCAGGUCGUCUAGAUGCAGCCAGUCGGACAUAGAGUUUAGUGACAGUUACCUCUAACUGCAAUGAAAACUUACGAGUAAACGAAACAGGAAAAGAAAUUAAAUAAUAAAUUUUAAUAUAUAAUGUUAACCACCCAGACCCAUUAAUUAGGUGGUGUAUUGUUUCCAGAACUAGCUAAUAUCCAUUUGCUGUUUCUCCUUGAUAAGUUUGGCUUACCAAUCUAAUUUCAGCAGUUGUUAGUCUCUCCAAUUCUGCGCUAAAUAUAUGUUCCCGCUUUGUACAUCAACCAAGUAUUCCUAGAAAAAGACAUCUCGAUAUUGAUGCCAUUAGUAGACAAUCCAGUAUUGAAAAAUGUGAUAUAUUGAUACGAAAGACGAACGCAUUUAACCUACCGCAACUUGCGAUGGAGAACGAACGCUGUUUUGUCUACCGCACGCAAUGGGUAACCGAAAAAUGUGGACGACCGAGUUGUUUGUAGAUUAUAGAGCACUUUCAUACUUUUGUUACUUAUCGUAUGUACUUAGAAAUUCUACACUUAAGUGUUUUCGUCACUUUUUUACUCGAAAACUUAGGCGUACAAGAUCGAAAAGGUUUUGUUUAGUAUGCUGGUUUCGAAAUUAAAACGACAAUAUUCAUGAUUUUGUAGAAUAUGAUUAAGAGCGUUACUAUGCGUUUGUUUGCUUUAGUAAUUAGGUACUUGAAUUUUAACAGCAACGCCGAUUCUAACGACAUGCUCCUUAUAACCAGUGGAAAUAAUCGCUCACAAUCGUUUCAAAAAACAUGCUCCAACUCCUGAACUAGAGAGUCGUGUUACAAAAAUAAAGUUCAUAUAAACUUUGGAAAGGUUAGUUACCACGAUAGCGAUUUUGAAUAUUUAUAUGGCCAAUUUUCUUCAAGUAGAUUAUAUUUAAUACAAUUAUUAAUUAAAAUGUAUAAAUUUAAUUAAAAUUAAAUUAAAAUUCGCGAAACAAUGAUAUUUUUUAACAAAAAAAAAUUGCUAGGUAUUAAAGAACUAAUACUACAUAAGUUAAUUGUAAUACUUUUAUUAUAAUUUAUUUAUUUUUUAUUAAUUUUUUUUAGAUAGACAGUUCGUCGGUAUAAAACGUUACAUCUUAAAUGUCAUUUUAAUUUCAAAGAGAGAGAAAGAGA